Molecule: messenger RNA, 1423 nt
Organism: Sphaerulina musiva SO2202
Lineage: Eukaryota; Fungi; Ascomycota; Dothideomycetes; Mycosphaerellales; Mycosphaerellaceae
Product: Sterol_MT_C-domain-containing protein
Exons: 1
Coding region: 91-1230 (379 amino acids)
Biological process (GO): ergosterol biosynthetic process
Cellular component (GO): endoplasmic reticulum
Molecular function (GO): sterol 24-C-methyltransferase activity
Source: RefSeq, a predicted model, not a curated record
CCACCCUCGACACUCACUUUUCACCAUUCACCACUCUAUACUCACUGUCCGCCCUGCAACGAUCUCUAGCUACCACCACCUGAAUUCACAAUGGCUCUCUCUCAACUCGAAAAGGAAGACAAGGAGCGUGAUGCACAGUUCAAGCAAGCCCUGCAUGGCAAGACUGGCGAAGGACGAGGCGGUUUGAUCGCAGCGAUGGGCAAGAACAAGGAAGCCCAAAAGGCUGCUGUCGACGAAUAUUUCAAGCACUGGGACAACAAGGCCUCCGCCGAGGAGACGGAGGAGACACGCAAGGCCCGCCGCGACGAGUACGCGACCCUCACGCGCCAUUACUACAACCUCGCGACCGAUCUCUACGAAUACGGCUGGUCGCAGUCUUUCCACUUUUGUCGCUUCUCUACCGGCGAGCCAUUCAGACAAGCAAUCGCGCGACACGAGCACUACCUCGCCUUGAAGAUGAAUCUCCAGGAGAACCAGAAAGUGCUAGAUGUGGGAUGUGGUGUCGGCGGACCUGCACGUGAAAUCUGCAAAUUCUCGGGCGCGAACAUCACUGGUUUGAACAACAACGAUUACCAGAUUGAGCGUGCAACGCAAUAUGCGAAAAAGGAGGGAUUGGCACACAAGCUGAAUUAUGUCAAGGGCGACUUCAUGCAAAUGUCUUUCGAGGACAACUCAUUUGAUGCCGUGUACGCCAUCGAAGCUACAGUGCACGCUCCCUCUCUCGAGGGCAUCUACAGCGAAAUCUUCCGCGUCCUCAAGCCCGGUGGUGUGUUUGGAGUGUACGAGUGGUUGAUGACGGAUGCAUACGAUAACAACAACCCCCAUCAUCGCGAGAUUCGUUUGGGAAUCGAACAAGGAGAUGGCAUUUCCAACAUGGAGAAGAUUGAAGUUGCACUUGCGGCGAUGAAGGCAGCUGGCUUCGAGUUGGAGCUGAAUGAAGAUUUGGCGGAUCGGCCUGAUGAGUUCCCCUGGUACUGGCCUCUGUCGGGAGAGCUGAAGUACAUGCAGAGCAUUUGGGACUUCCCCACGCUAGUGCGUAUGACGAAGCUUGGUCGUGGCAUCGUACACAAGUUUGUGGGUGCGCUCGAGAUGAUCAACUUGGCACCUCGAGGCACGCAAAAGACUGCGGAUUCGCUUGCUGUGGCUGCGGAUUGCUUGGUUGCUGGUGGCCGUGAAAAGCUGUUUACACCCAUGUAUCUCAUGGUGGCACGCAAGCCCGCGAAGAAAUAAAAGUGGCAUGCAAUGUCAGUUUUUCUUUCUUUCUUUCUUUCCCUUUUCAGAAGACUGCUUGGGUCCGGAAUCUGGACGGGCUUUGUUUGCAUUGUGAUUGGGAUUGGUGUUGAUCUACGAAUUGUAGACGUGCCCGGGUUUAUAAGGUACAGGUAGUUAAUGUACGAAGCAUCUUGUGGGAGCUGAUCUUGAC